Molecule: messenger RNA, 2508 nt
Organism: Emys orbicularis (European pond turtle)
Lineage: Eukaryota; Metazoa; Chordata; Testudines; Emydidae
Gene: COG3
Product: component of oligomeric golgi complex 3
Exons: 23
Coding region: 1-2472 (823 amino acids)
Biological process (GO): intracellular protein transport; intra-Golgi vesicle-mediated transport; Golgi organization
Cellular component (GO): membrane; COG complex; cis-Golgi network
Source: RefSeq, a predicted model, not a curated record
AUGGCGGAGCCGCCCCCGGAGCUGGGCGACAGGGAGAUCCGGGACAAGCUCGGCCUGUGGGACCGCAGGCCCCGGCCCAUGGCGCCUCUCACCGACCGACAGACGGACUCGGUGCUGGAGCUCAAAGCGGCGGCCGAGAACCCGCCCGUCCCGGCCGAGCUUCCAAUUGAAGAUUUAUGCAGUUUAACAUCACAGUCACUAAGUGUCGCGUUGGCUGCAGCAAUACCUGAAUCAACAGAGGAUAUCCUCUUGAAAGGCUUCACCACUUUGGGAAUGGAAGAUGAAAGAAUUGAAACUGCACAGCAGUUCUUCUCAUGGUUUGCUCAGCUGCAGGCCCAGAUGGAUCAAGAUGAAGGUGCUAAGUACAGACAGAUGAGGGAUUAUCUGUCUGGAUUUCAGGAGCAAUGUGAUGCUAUACUGAAUGACGUGAACAGUGCUCUUCAACAUUUGGAGUCUUUGCAGAAACAGUAUCUCUUUGUGUCCACCAAGACAGGAACACUGCAUGAAGCCUGUGAGCAGCUUUUGAAAGAGCAGUCAGAACUCGUUGACCUGGCUGAAAAUAUCCAACAGAAACUCUCUUAUUUUAAUGAACUAGAAAAUAUUAACACAAAAUUAAAUUCCCCCACGUUGUCUGUGAACAGUGAAGGAUUUAUACCUAUGCUGGCUAAGCUUGAUGAUUGUAUUACAUAUAUUUCAUCACAUCCUAAUUUUAAAGAUUAUCCCGUGUAUUUGGUUAAGUUUAAACAAUGUCUUUCUAAAGCUAUGCACCUUAUGAAAACGUACACUGUGAACACACUACAGAACCUCACAAGCCAGUUGAUAAAAAGGGAUCCUUCAUCUGUGCCAAAUUCUGACAAUGCCUUCACACUAUUUUACGUAAAAUUCAGAGCUGCUGCUCCCAAAGUUAGAACUCUUAUUGAGCAGAUAGAGCAAAGAUCUGAGAAGAUGCCAGAGUACCAGCAACUUCUGAAUGAAAUCCAUCAGUGUUACCUUGCUCAGCGGGAACACUUGCUAGGCCCUAGUAUUACUAGUACUGUAACGGAAUUAACCAGUCAGAACAACAGAGAUCAUUGUGCGCUGGUACGAAGUGGCUGUGCCUUUAUGGUCCAUGUGUGCCAGGAUGAACACCAGCUUUACAAUGAAUUUUUCACAAAACCAACACCAAAAUUGGAUGAACUUUUGGAGAAAUUGUGUGUCUCAUUAUAUGAUGUCUUCAGGCCAUUGAUCAUCCAUGUUAUUCACUUAGAAACUUUGUCUGAACUCUGUGGAAUUCUCAAAAAUGAGAUGCUUGAAGACCAUGUACAGAACAAUGCAGAACAACUGGGUGCAUUUGCUGCUGGUGUCCAGCAGAUGUUAGAGGAUGUACAAGAACGUCUUGUCUACAGGACAUUCAUCUACAUUCAGACAGACAUCAUAGGCUACAAGCCUGCUCCUGGGGAUCUUGCAUAUCCGGAUAAAUUGGAAAUGAUGGAGCAAAUUGCACAAAGUUUAAAAGAUGAACAGAAGAAGUUGCCUUCUGAUGCUUCAUUUUCAGAUGUGCGGCUAGAAGAUCCAGAGUCCUGCAACCUAAUUAAAUCUGGUACAGCAGAAUCCCUUAAUCCCAGACCACAGACUAUGAUUUCACCAGCAGAUCUACAUGGAAUGUGGUAUCCCACAGUCAGAAGGACUCUAGUGUGUCUCUCUAAACUGUACAGAUGUAUAGAUAGGGCAGUGUUCCAAGGAUUAUCACAAGAGGCGUUAUCUGCCUGUAUUCACUCACUGCUGGGAGCUGCGGAUUCAAUUUCCAAAAAUAAGACCCAGGUUGAUGGACAGCUUUUCUUAAUAAAACACCUUUUGAUUCUUCGUGAACAAAUUGCUCCUUUCCACACUGAAUUCACCAUUAAGGAAAUUUCCCUGGACCUUAAGAAAACUAGAGAUGCAGCAUUUAAAAUCCUGAACCCAAGGACUGUUCCAAGAUUUUUUAGGCUAAACAGCAACAACGCACUGAUACAGUUCUUAUUGGAGGGUACUCCAGAGAUCAGAGAACAUUAUAUUGACUCUAAGAAAGAUGUAGACCACCACCUGAAAUCAGCUUGUGAGCAGUUUAUUCAGCAGCAAACCAAACAGUUUAUAGAGCAGCCGGAGGAGUUCAUGUCAAAGGUUGCUGCAUUGAAAGCAAUGGCCAGUCAGGGAGGUCCCAAAUACAACCUUUCACAGCAGCCUUGGGCACAACCAGCAAAGGUCAAUGAUUUAGUGUCUUCCACUUAUAAGACAAUAAAAACAAAGCUGCCAUCAAUGUUACGAAGCAUGUCAUUAUACUUGGCCAAUAAGGAUACUGAAUUCAUUUUGUUUAAGCCAAUUAGGAAUAAUAUUCAGCAAGUGUUCCAGAAACUCCAUGCUUUGUUAAAGGAAGAAUUUAGCAAUGAAGAUCUCCAGAUCAUAGCUUGUCCUUCAAUGGAACAGGUGAACCUACUUUUGUCAAUGUCUAAAUAGCCCAACAGUCAGGCCGUUUGAGGUAAAUUUCAGUGG